This is a messenger RNA of Prinia subflava (tawny-flanked prinia), 485 nucleotides long. It is a transcript of the gene TCTA, whose product is annotated as T cell leukemia translocation altered. Gene Ontology annotation, biological process: osteoclast fusion. The transcript is spliced from 2 exons. Lineage: Eukaryota; Metazoa; Chordata; Aves; Passeriformes; Cisticolidae. Bases 55 to 429 code for a protein of 124 amino acids. The record is from RefSeq and is a predicted model, not a curated record.
GCCCCCUCCGGCAGCCCCGCCCCCCGGCAGGCUCGCCCCCGGUAGCCCGCGGCCAUGGCGGCGGUGGCGGCGGGCUGGCAGCCGCCGUGGCGGGCGCUGGCCGCGCUGGGCCGGGAGCUGGCGGCCGAGUGGGCGGCACAGGAUGUGCGGGCCGCGCUGUGCCAGCUGCUGCUGCUCUGGCUAGGCAUCAGCCUGCUGGGCGUCCGCCUGGCCUGGCGCGCCUACGGCGGGGCGGUGGCCGCGCUCUGCUACCGGACCGGCCCCUCCGGCCGCCGCUCCCCCGGCACCGCUUCCGCGGCCUCGCCCGCCCGGCCCCGCGCGCACUCCCUGUCCCCUGCCUGCCCCGCGGGACGCAACGGCGCCGCCGAGCGGCACUGCCCGUCCCGGGACGGCCCGGCAGCAGAGCCCAUGAAGACACACUGGGAGUGAGCAGCACUGGGACCGCCAGCUGGGUACUGCCAACAUCAUUAAAAGUGCUGUGCCCA